Catharus ustulatus (Swainson's thrush) is the source of this 2528-nucleotide messenger RNA. RefSeq lists its product as uncharacterized. The record is from RefSeq and is a predicted model, not a curated record. Bases 12 to 794 code for a protein of 260 amino acids. The transcript has 2 exons. NCBI's taxonomy places the organism in Eukaryota, Metazoa, Chordata, Aves, Passeriformes, Turdidae.
CGGCCCGGGAGAUGCAGGACCUGGCGACGCCGCUGUGGCCCGGGGUGUCCUUCCCGCGGGACUCGGAGAUGUGGCAGCUGCUGUGGGAGGACCUGGAGCAGCUGCUGGAGCAAGGCCGCCUGUCCUGCUGCGCCUCCUGCAGCUCCUCUGGGAGCCCCCAUCCUUCCCAGAGCCCCUGUGAGAGCUGCCAGACUCCGGAUGGAGAAGACCCCGUGGACAGAUCUCACUGCUGCCUUGGAGCUGCGGGUGUGAGGAGAAACCGCUCAUCCCUGAGGAUGCACGUGGCCAAGAAGAACCUGGAAGUGAAGCUGAGGGCCCAGCCUGUUCCAGUGAGGCGUUCCCAGCAGCAGCAGGAAGCGUCAUCCCCUUCCUCCGAGAGCCUCCCGUGCUCCUCGAGCCCCAGCGGGAGCUGCCAGACUCCCGAUGGAGAAGAUGCCACGGACAGCUCUACGUGCUCCUCCGGAUCUGUGGAUAUCAGUGGAGCCCGCUCAGCCCUGAGGAUGCACGUGGCCAAGAAGAGCCUGGAAGUCAAACUGGGAGCACGGCCUGCUCCAGUGAGGAAUUCCCAGCAGCAAGUGGCACAGCAGGACAUGUUCUGGAGCCUCCAGUGGCCAACCCACAGCUCCCACAGCACAGCAGUGCAGCACAAGGGGAAUGCCCUGUGCUCCGAGUCGGAGAAGAUCCUCCAGAGGCAAAGGGAGCUGGAGUUCCCCCAUCUCCGGGGAGCUCCUCAAAGCGAGAUGAGGCUCCUAUUGGCAGCUCAGAUUCUUCUGAGGAUGAUCUGUUUUAAAUAAAUCAACAUUUCCCCAAAGAACGGAGUUUGGGCUGGGAGAGGGUUCCUUUCUUCCCAAUAGCUGGGUUUGGAUUCAGGAUGGGAGUACUGUGGAUCACACAUGAGUGCUCUGGUUGCUCUCCUCAGGAACUUUGCAGUGUCCCAUGGGACAAUCCAUGUUUCCAGGUAGGAUGAGUGUCCAGGAUGAGUGUCGAAUCCCUGUGAGACUCUGGAAAGGAGCCCCAGGUGGGUGCAAGAGAUAGGCCUACUCCACCCAGCUUCCCAUCGGGAGGCCCAUGGCCACCACCCUCCUCCCAGGUGUUAAAGCCUCGCCUUGUUGGGCGAGCUCCUCUCAUUUUGGAUGCUCUGGGUGUUUGGGGGAUCUGACCGCCCUUCCUGGGGAGAGGGAAGGGACAGUGACCCCUGGGCAUGGGGAUAAGGACCAUGGGGGUCCCCAAAUCCCUGUCACAGCCCUGCUUGUGCUCGCUACGCCAGUCUCUGUCACCAGUGGCCGCGUGUGGCUCUCAGUGCUGGCCACUGUCCUGAGUGACAGCUGGGGAUCUGAGCCUGGGAUCCGGCUGUGGGGUGACCUGGCAGGGAUGGACACCAUCUGGAGCACCCCCUUGUGAGCUGUGGGACCACCCUGGAGCUCCUUCCGGACAGGAUCCAGCAUGGGAAUGUCCUCCACUUGGCCACAGGGCUCCUGGAUGUGGCAUUCCCUCUCUGUGGAAUGUUACUGCUCCAGGGAAAUGAGGGGAUCCCUCCCAGAGCCCCAGAUUCCCCUUGGGAUCCACAGCUCUGAGUCUCCCGUGCCCUGGAAACCCCAUGAGGGGAUCUCUCCAUGAGGGAUUCCAAGCAGGGGGAUGUGGUGUUGGCCAGAUGAGGAUGGGGUACAGGGGUGUCCUCCAUGAAUUUUGGGAUGCAGAGUGGUGUCAUUUGCCCCUCUCAUUUCCAGGGUGUUUGUUAUUCCCUGAUUUCAGGUUUAAUCCUCUGCCUGGAGCUCUUAGCUCCUUCUCCUCAGUGCUGGACACCCUAAAAACGGGAAUGGAAGACAGUUUGUGGGGGAAGUGUGGGGUAUCCCCUCUUCUCCUCCCUCCCUGCAACAGGGAGCAGAUCCAGGAUAUUCAGGCCCACCCCUUCCCGGGGAAGGAGAUCCAGGGGAAAUUGUGCCGGGGCAGUGCCCAGCUCCGCUCCUGAGUGCCGCCCCCCCGCCCGUGCCCCGCGCUCUGCGGGGAGGAGCCGCAGGAGCCUAAUGGCCCUUGAUGGAUUUUUCUUCCAGGAAUUCGCUGCGGGGUGGUUUUGUUUUGGUGGUGGCUUUUUUUUUUUCCUUUUCUUUCUCUCUCUCUUUUUUUUUUUUUUUUUUCCUUUCUGGGCUUCUAUAAACACGGCGUGGAUCGGGAAUGAGGGGGGGACACGCAGCUUGAGGGGGGCUUUCGGGAGAGGGCUGACACCCCGAUUUCCUUAACUCCCUUGCGUGUGGGCUUGGGAUGAGUAGCUCAUCCCGGCGGGAACACGGUGUCCUGGAGCCCUGCCGGGAAUGGGUGGGGGGGGCAACUCUGGGAAUUUCCCCCCACCCCACGCAGCCAUCCCCAUGGAGCAUCUUCCCACCCUACGGAGCACUUUCCCAGCCCCACGCAGCCCGCCCCGCCCCGGGUUUUGGGGGGCUGUCCCCUCCAUCCCCCCGUGUCCCCCCGUGUCCCCCUGGGCUGGGCGGUGCCCCGGGGGGGGAUGCCGCAGUCGCUGACGUCACGGAACU